AUGAUUAACCGGCCCGGCCGCGCUCCCGCUCCGCGCGGGGCCACGCGGGGCUCGAGGGCCGCGCCGGGGCCGCCCCGAGCGGCGGCUGUUGGGACCCCGCGGGCACCGCCGACUCCGUGUCCCCGCAGGCAUCCCGCGAUGGACGGCGAGCCGCCAGCCGGGCCCCAGGGCCGCGGGGCAGCCGGGCCGGGGGAUGGCCGCGGGGCAGCCGGGGCGCCGCCCACCCCCGGCACCCGCAGCGAUGCCCCCGCGGCCCGUGGGGACCGGCCCGUGGCCGCGUCGGUGGUCACCAACUCGGCCUUCGAGGGGGCCCCCCCACCCUACUCGCCCCCGGACCCCAAGAGCUUCCACCUCCUCUACCCGCCGUUCCCAGCCGGCUUCUCCCAGCAAAGGCCCGUCUUUUACCCGUCGGGGCCGGGACCGCGGCCCUUCCCAGCCCCGGGCUUCCCCGCCGGGCCCCUGCCCUACAGCACGCCCCACGCGCAGCCGGCCGCGGGGCCGCCCCCCGCCGGCCGCGGGCAGCCGCUGCCCAAGGACUACACGGUGGAGUCAGCGCUGGUCACCGUCUUCUGCUGCCUGCUGACCGGGGUCAUAGCCCUCGUCUACUCCUACGAGACCCGGGCUGCGCUCGCCCGCGGGGACUUGGCCCAGGCGUAUGCGGCAUCCAGAAAGGCUCAGUUACUGGUCCUCUUCAGCCUCCUCUUCGGCCUGUUCGCCUCCAUCAGCUGGAUCAUCUACGUCCUGGUGGCCCUGUACCUGUGACAGGGACCCUGACUUGGGCGUGGGGCGGGGCACGGGCAGGUGGAGCUGCCACAGCCUUGAGUGGAAAGGGCGGCAGCGAGGAGUUACUGGGGCUGCGGGGCAGUGCCCGUCCUUCCCGGCGGGGCGAGGAGCUGCCCCGGAGCCUUCAGCUCAGCCCAGGGCAGGGAGAUGCCGGAUCCUGCUGGAUCCAGCCCUGGGCUGUGUCGGAUCCAUGGGCGGGAUCAGGCUCUGCUGCAGGAUGCUGAAUCCCGCUGCUGUGGGCUGUCGCUUGGAGCUCCAAUGGACUCUGAUGCAGAGGGAGC
This is a messenger RNA of Lonchura striata (white-rumped munia), 1064 nucleotides long. The record is from RefSeq and is a predicted model, not a curated record. NCBI's taxonomy places the organism in Eukaryota, Metazoa, Chordata, Aves, Passeriformes, Estrildidae.